This is a messenger RNA of Meyerozyma guilliermondii ATCC 6260, 1050 nucleotides long. RefSeq lists its product as uncharacterized. Gene Ontology annotation, biological process: mitotic spindle elongation; vesicle-mediated transport. The coding region runs from base 1 to 1050 and encodes 349 amino acids. The record is from RefSeq and is a predicted model, not a curated record. NCBI's taxonomy places the organism in Eukaryota, Fungi, Ascomycota, Pichiomycetes, Serinales, Debaryomycetaceae. The transcript has a single exon. Gene Ontology annotation, cellular component: Golgi membrane.
AUGCCCCGACUUCAUUCUGCUUCAGAGCCUCCUGCGACAGGGUUCUUUGCCAGGGUUCGAAAUGAGCUCGGGAAUAGAACCGAAGGCUUGCACCAAAUCAACAACCAAGCUUUGGAUUGGUAUAGAAGUCAACUGCAAAUACGACAAAUUCUUAUUCAAAUUGGUGGAGUGGUGGCAAUUGUGAUAGGAGUUCUUGUGUUGAUUUUCCACAAAUAUCUUAUAGAACUUCUUGUUAUAAUCUCAGAUGAUUGGGCCAAACUACCUGGUGGAAGAUUAAUUCUAUUUUUACUCGUUUUCUUUGUUGGUUUCCCACCCCUUAUUGGUUAUAGUGCCUUGUCUCUUCUUGCCGGUAUGGUAUAUGGGUUUCCCUAUGGCUGGCCCUUGCUUGCACUGGCUUCUGUUUCUGGCUCAUUCGUGGCAUUUCUUGUGUUUCGUUACUUUCUCAGAAGUCAAGGUGAGAGGCUUGUCAACUCCAAUGAAAAGUUUCGUGCUUUUGCUGAGAUUCUUCGUGAAGACUCGAGUCUCUUCUUGUUGGUUUUGAUUCGCUUGUGUCCUUUGCCAUACUCACUUUCCAACGGAGCUUUAGCAGCCAUUCCUGAGUUGUCCGCAUGGGUGUACCUUGGAGCUUCUGUGAUUACAUCUCCAAAAAUGUUGAUCCACCUUUUUGUAGGGCACAAAAUCAAGGAGUUUGGAGACGCUAAAACAGAUACUUCUACAAAGAUCAUAGAUGUAAUCAGUAUCUUGGUCACUGGAGCUGCGGCAAGUUUGACGACUUUUAUCAUCUACCGCAAGAUGCAACAGAAAUUGCACCACAAUAGGGCCGGUGCCAACUAUGACGCUUUUGUGUUUGGAAACUUUGAUGAUUUAGAAUCUGGAACAAACGUUGAAUUGAAUUCGGCAGACUUUGAUCAAGACAAUUUUAUUAUUACCGAUGACGAAUUAGAAGAAGAGGAACCCAAUGGCUCUCAUACUGCAACAGCAACCCAAGUCCAAGUAGCCCGAAGGAACUGCAGCAAAGCCAUGACUAUUUGUACAUUAAUGUUCGUAUGA